CUGCCUGUUGGGGCUGGGAGCCCUCAUUGAUGUCCUUGUUUUUGCUGACAUGUUCCAGGUCCUGGCAGGACAGGAAAGUCCGAGAUGGACCUCAUGAGACUCGCCCAGCUCUUCGGCUCCCGUCCCAUGGGACUGUCGGUUCUGCAGCACCUAGGCCUGGUCAGAGCCCGUUGGGCAGGAGUCCCGGGGCAUUCUGUGUGGCUCACUCGGCAGGUGUCAGCCGCCUCCAGCAGCUCCCUCUCUCAGCUGCCUCUGGACCAGGGCACCCCGCAGACCAAGAGCAGUGGCUGCUCUGAACUGAGCCAGCCCAGCCCCACAGUCUCUCAGGAGGAAGAGGAGGAGGAAGGCUUUGGUACCCUUUCUGACAAGUACUCCUCCCGAAGAAUGUUCCGCAAAUCAACAACCCAGCUGUAUGACCUCCGGCUCCAGGAACAGAGUGCUGAGGAAGAUGAGGAACUAGAGCCCAAACCAUGGCGAGGCCGGAGAAACACCCCACAUUGGUACUUCUUCCGGUGCAAAGGCCUCAUCAACGAAGGCAAGCUGGCAGAGGCCCUGGACCUGUUUGAGAGGCAGAUGCUGAAGGAGGAGCGUCUCCAGCCACUGGAGUGCAACUACACGGUGCUGAUUGGGGGCUGUGGCCGGGCCGGCUACCUCAAGAAAGCCUUUGCACUCUACAAUGACAUGAAGAAGCGGGACCUAGCGCCGUCGGAUGCCACAUACACGGCCUUGUUCAAUGUCUGUGCUGAAUCCCCCUGGAAGGACUCUGCCCUACAGAGCGCCCUGAAACUCCGGCAGCAGCUCCAGGCCAGAAACUUCCAGCUCAACCUGAAAACAUACCACGCCCUGCUGAAGGUGGCUGCCAAAUGUGCAGACCUCAGGAUGUGCCUGGAUGUGUUCAAGGAAAUGGUCCACAAGGGGCAUGUGGUCACAGAGGAGACCUUCAGUUUCCUUCUCAUGGGUUGCAUCCAGGACAAGAAGACGGGCUUCCGGUAUGCCCUGCAGGUGUGGAGGCAGAUGCUGAGUCUGGGGCUCAAGCCACACCUGCAGAACUACAACCUGCUCUUGGGGGCAACCCGGGACUGCGGCUUGGGGGACCCAGAGGUGGCCUCUGAGGUGCUGCUGAGGUCCGGGGAGGGGAAGGUCAUGCUGCAGCCCCCAGCAGGUAGCCGGCAGAUGAGGAGGAGAGCCCAGCCCAGGGCAGAUGCCAGCAUGUUGGCCAAGCUGCAAGUGGAAGCCCUAGAGAGGCAGCUGUUUCUGGAGCCUUCUCAGGCACUUGAAAAGCCUUCAGGGUCUCUGGAGGCCAGAGCACAUGGUGAGGCUCGACCUGAGAUGGAAGCCAGGGCUGAUCCCAGCCACGCAGUGGCCCUCACCCCAAUGGCCUCAAAGCCACCUCCCUUGGAGUUGGGAAUCAACCUUCUGAGUCUUGGGGCCAUCCCCCAGGCUGUGGUCUCCUUUGGGACUGUGACUACCCCGGCCCACAGACUGGCCUUGAUGGGGGGCCUAGAAGGCUUUCUGGGCAAGAUGGGAGAACACGGGCUCCAGCCCGACAUCAAGACCUUCACACUGCUGGCUGAGGUCGUAGAGCCUGGGAGCCCCGCAGAAUCCUCGCUGCUCAGCGCCCUUGACACGUACCACGUGGAGGCCGAUGUGACGUUCUUCAACACACUGAUGAGAAAGAAGAGCAAGCUGGGAGACCUGGAGGGCGCAAAGGCAUUGCUGCCAGUCCUGGCGAAGAGGGGCGUCAUCCCGAACCUGCAGACAUUCUGCAACCUUGCCAUCGGGUGCCGCCGGCACAGGGAUGGCCUGCAGCUGCUUGCAGACAUGAAGAAAUGCCAGAUGACACCCAACACCCACAUCUACAGCACCCUCAUCAACGCAGCCCUGAAGAGACUGGACUACAGCUACCUCAUCGACAUCCUCAAGGACAUGCGGCAGAACUCGGUGCCCGUGAAUGAGGUGGUCAUCCGCCAGCUGGAGUUUGCUGCUCAGUACCCACCCACCUUCGACCGGUACAAGGGGAAGAACACCUACCUGGAGAAGAUCGAUGGCUUCCGGGCUUAUUACAAGCAGUGGCUGAAAGGCAUGCCAGCAGAGGAAACCCCUCACCCCUGGCAGCAGUUUCGGACCAAACCCAAGGGGCACCAGGACAGCGCCACAGAGGCUGAUGUGGAUGGAAGCUCUGGGGGCAGGUGACCAGGACUGGACCAGCGCUCACAGUGCCUCGUUGCUUACCUACUAACGACAAGUGAGUGUGCUGAUGUUGCUGGCAUGAAGCAAAGGCCUGGCCAGACUGAGAGCCUACUCAGGUACUGGUGUGAAGAUACACGCUGGGCCUGCCCAGGAUGCCAUGUCCACAGGACACCCUAGAGCAGGUUAAGCCACCUUCACACGUCACUUCCUGAUGGCUCCCAAUGAGAGCACUUGCUCUGGCUCACACAGCAUCCAUAAGGCAGACCCAGAACUGUCCUGGGACUUUUG
Molecule: messenger RNA, 2478 nt
Organism: Ochotona curzoniae (black-lipped pika)
Lineage: Eukaryota; Metazoa; Chordata; Mammalia; Lagomorpha; Ochotonidae
Gene: PTCD1
Product: pentatricopeptide repeat domain 1
Exons: 8
Coding region: 85-2193 (702 amino acids)
Biological process (GO): tRNA 3'-end processing
Cellular component (GO): mitochondrial matrix
Molecular function (GO): protein binding; tRNA binding
Source: RefSeq, a predicted model, not a curated record